Messenger RNA from Chaetomium strumarium, 1443 nucleotides. RefSeq names its product NAD binding domain of 6-phosphogluconate dehydrogenase-domain-containing protein. The record is from RefSeq and is a predicted model, not a curated record. The coding region runs from base 471 to 1346 and encodes 291 amino acids. The transcript has a single exon. Gene Ontology annotation, molecular function: NADP binding; NAD binding; oxidoreductase activity, acting on the CH-OH group of donors, NAD or NADP as acceptor. Lineage: Eukaryota; Fungi; Ascomycota; Sordariomycetes; Sordariales; Chaetomiaceae.
UAAACAAACUACGACGCAAGAGAGAAGGUUCAACCGACGUCAGCGGUUGGCAUCCCACAGGUGGCUUCUGUUGUCAUAAGCCCCUCCUUCCAUCCAUGUAGAGGAGCAGUCACAACCUCAACAAGCGGGAAAGUGUUUCCCCGCCAGCAGAGGUGGGACUAACAAGUCCUUCGCCACUGAUCGACUUACACUGCAACUUACAAGACAGUACCUUAACCUUAAUCUGAACGCAUCGCACCCCAACCUCAACAAAUCAAUUCAAGCAAUCCCGAAGCAGCAAAACAACCUUGUGUGUGAUUCAUACAUCUGGAACAUCAUAUACGUACCCUGUUUACUCCUGCCCUGCAACACCCUGCAACACCCUGCAUCAUGGCUCCGCGACUCCUAUGGAUUGGCCUGGGGAACAUGGGCCGGGUAGGUGCACCUUGCAGCGACGCUGAAACGAGAGGACCUAACAUGCCAGCUAGGGGAUGUGCAAACAAGUCGUUGAAAAGGGAGAUUUCGAGCAGACACUUCUCCUGUACAACCGCACGAAACAGCGCUCCCUCGAGUUCAGUGAGAGGUGUCCCGCCGGGAAAACUGAAGUCAUCGACUCGAUUGCCGCAGGAGCCGUCAAAGCCGACAUCAUCUUCACCAUCCUCGCCAAAGACGACGUCGUCGAGGCUGUAGCAGACGAGAUCUUGAAGGCUGGCGACGUCAAGGGGAAGCUCAUUGUGGAGUGCUCCACCGUCCACCCGGAAACCACCACACGCCUCGCCAAGACAUUCCAUGAUCAUGGCGCCGAGUUCGUUGCCGCUCCCGUCUUUGGCGCACCUGCCAUGGCCGAGAUCGGGCAGCUGGUCGGCGUUCUCGCAGGCCCAAGGGCCUCGGUAGACAGAGUCAAGCCUUACUUCACAGGUGUCAUGGCCCGCAGCAUCAUCGACAUGAGCGACGCGCCGUAUGAGAGACCGCUCCAGCUGAAGCUGAUCGGAAACACCUUCAUCCUGAACAUGGUCGAACAGCUCUCCGAGGCCCUUGUCCUUGCCGAGAAGUCCGGACUCGGCACUGACUACCUGCACCAAUUCGUCGAGAACAUGUUCCCCGGUCCGUAUGUGGCUUAUUCGACCCGCAUCCAGUCUGGGGCGUAUCAUCGGAUGGCGUACCCACUGUUCCCGGUCGACCUCGCGCUGAAGGACGCCAGACAUGUCCUUAGUUUGGCUGAGGCCUCCAACGCCCGGCUGGCGAACGUUGAGGUGGCUAAGGCUCACCUGACCCAGGUGAAGGAACGCCAGGGGGAGAAGGGAGACAUUGCCAGCAUUUAUGGCGUUGUCAGGGAAGAGGCCGGGCUGAAGUACGAGAACAACUGAUCAAUGGCCGGCUGGGCGGUUUGGCGGGAGGAGAUUCCUACGGCAGACAGAAGUAUGGUUUAGUGCAGUAUUAGACUAAAAACGACAUGAAUUCAAC